ACGGGUUGUAGGCUCUGUCACUCUGCAUAUGAAUUUUGCAGCAGUACAGUAGACUGAUGGCACAUCGCACGUUUGCACGACGGUUCGUCAUCUCUCUGUUGCUGCUUCUUCUCGUUUUCCUUCUCUCUCUCAUUCUGCUUCCUUGUUUCUCCAAUGAGAAGAGCCGGGAAAUUCAAAAGAUGGUAACAGUGACGUCAUCGGACGACACACUGAAACGCAAUUGCCGGUCGGUUCUGGUACUCGGAGCUGCUACGUUGACGGGAUUCCACGUUUCUCGUUGUUUGGCGCUGCGCAAGAAUGUCAACGUUAUUGGAGUGGACAAUCUGCAUGGACGCGACAACAGGACGAAGACAGCGCGUGCAUUUGAGCUCUACCGGUUGGGCAUAGCAAUUCAUUCUGUCGACGUUUGUGAGGAAGGGUAUGUAGCUGAACUUGUGGAGCAGCACGGAGUGUCGUGUUUUGUGCACGUGAUUGAUGAUGAGGUCAGUCUGUCUGGAGGAGGUGGUGGAUAUGAUGUGGCUGCACAGUUUGAGUGCUUGGCUCACAAUCUUGAGAAGAUAGCAGGAAAGAAUGUGCACAUGGUUCUUGUCACAUCAUCGGUCAGCAUUGAAGCUCCUGACAGUCGCUCUCAACUCACAUAUCGUCAGAAUUUUAUUAACCUGAAAAGCAGUAUAAUUAGGAAACUUGUCGAUAUCUACUGCAAAACGUCAAGAUUAUCAUGUGUGAUUCUGAAUGCUGUCAACACGUAUAGAGAAUUUGCAAAGGAUGAUGCUAUUAUGUCUCUAGUGGAGAAUUUUAUGAAAAGCCAACAUGAAAAAUCGUUUCUGGCAUAUCGAGUUUGGUUGACAUCUGUACGUGAUGUUGCUACAAGUGUUGUUCACGCUCUGCAAGCGAAAUCGAGAUUAUGUGGAGAGAGCUUAAUUAUUAAACCCACUUAUCGCAUAUCAAUGAGUGAACUUCAACAGAUGCAGAGACACAGCAAUAGAGACAAUAUCACACAUUAUUCGUUCACCAACCAGCAAUUGAGUGCUUCUCGUAAAGAUUAUGGACUUUGCUCCAUGACAUCACAUGGUAUCAAAGAGGCAGGCAACAGCCAUGAUGAUGUGAUAGUCGAUAUCCCAAGGAAACAAUAUGCAGACAGACUAGGUGAAGAGAAAAGUAGACGAAUACAAAGGGAGUGGGAAACGGUUCUUAAGAAACGUAAUGUCCAACUACAGCGGCAACGAAAGAGCAAUCUUCAAAAAUUUUAUCAGUUUGCAAAGAAAGUGAAUUUGAUGUUACCUCAAAUGCCCACGAAAAAGUUCACUUUUCAUGCAGGGAGAGAUUCGCCACGUUAUGACAUAGUGCGACUUUCUGGAUUUCAAAACAAUAUCAAAGUCUAUGUGGUGGACUGUAUUGGGAAGGUAUCAUUUGACAGCAAGAUUAUUGAUAAGGACAUUGGGUUAUAUAGAUCAGAGCUGAUGAAGUUUUGCAGGGAGAUUAACCAGUGUGUGGCGUUUAAUACCAAGGGCUUUCUAAAGAAGAAAGUUUCUGAACGUAAGCAUUGGGUUGCAAUGCAAGAAGGAGGCUUAUAUGUGGCAGAUAUUGAUAUGUGUCAAGCUGAUUUACAUGAUUGUGUCAAGCAUAGCACAUGUCAUUCAUCCGGUGCAGCUCGUUUCAGAUGUACUUGUGACAAGGGGUAUUGGGGCAAGACUUGCAUGCCUCGUUAUGAUGCAGACGGAUUACGUCGAAAUCUGGAGGAACAAGAAAAGAAGACAGAUGAGAUAAAUGGUGUCGACUGGACAACACUGAAACAGAACAAAAACUUUGUUUUUUUUCCUGGCAUGGAUUCUCCGGGUGGAGAUUACAUCGUAGCCGAGCAUCUCAAACAGAAUGCACAAAGUCUCCGUAUCGCUUGCUUGAGUACUCGCCGUUGCCUCGCCUUUAAUACAAAUGGCAUUCUGAAGUCGUUUGUCCAAUGGAGUAGCAGAUGGAUGCGAUGGACUGAUUCUCCUGGUCAUGGUUUUUAUGUUUUGGAUUUGGAUUACUGCGCUAUGGAUGAAAUGGAAUGUCCUGAGCUUUCGCGAUGUCAGAGACUUGGAGCAGCCAAUUAUAGCUGUGUGUGCGACGCAGGUCUGCGUAUGAUCGUGAAAGAUCUGAAACACAUGUGCGUGCCAGUCGAAGAACAGACACAAGACGGACACGUCGAGUCUAACAAAGCGAGAACGUCACAAGAUGGAUACAUUCACGUUAUUCUCUCUGCAGAUGUUGAACAUUGGAAAGGGCUUGCUGUGGUCGUGAGGUCGAUGCUGGCAAACUGUAUGUCACCGAGUAUCAUUCGGUUUCAUGUUGUGGUAGUUGGUGAAACGGCAGAGAGUUUGAGGCAGUUUUUGGGCUGCAGUGGAAUUCAUUUGAAGGAUCAGCUAGACAUUCGGUUGCUGGACGAUCUGGAGAUCCCUCAGGAGAAAAUCACCGUUAACUCAAACCCUAAAGUCGUUGGCAAUCUAGCAAGCAUGGCUAACUUUGCUCGCUUCUAUUUUCACAGGCUAUUUCCUCGAUUGAAACAAGCGUUGUACAUCGACGUCGACACGGUAAUUCAGAAAGACAUUCAAUUGUUAUGGAACGUUGUGAUCAAGUCUAGUGCUGCGUUUGCAGCCGUCGAGAGGAGCACACCGUCCUAUGGACAGUUUUUUGGGAAAUGGGUAAAGAAGAUCUUCACAGAAAGGUAUGGAUACAUUUUUCGUGAUGCGGAUCCAACUUUCAAUGCCGGUGUUUAUGCUGUCGAUCUCGCAUUGUGGGAAGAAAACAAAAUACUGGAUGACAUUCGGUUCUGGAUGAAAAAGAAUUCGGAACAUCAUUUAUGGGCAUAUGGUACUCAACCUCUUCUCUUACUGACGUUAUACAAUCGAUGGGACAAACUGCCAACAGAGUGGAAUUUUCAAGGUUUGGGUUACAACACGAUGCUUAGGCAAGAUGAAUUGUCUCGUGCUGCAUUGCUUCACUGGAGUGGAAGAAGGAAACCUUGGCUUGAGGAUGGAUUGUACAAGGCCUACUGGUUGAAAUACAACAAUGAGUGCUCAAGUCGUGGUCAGUGUGUUAGGGAUAGAAGAGUGGAAACUGGUCGGAUGUGGUCGUGUCGAUGCGAGAUGGGAUUCGGUGGUGAUAUGUGCCAGGAAAGUAGAACGCAUCAGUAACAUAAUUUGAGUGCGAUAUUCGGCCAUUGUUUUAGUUGUUCUAAGAAUUGUUUUAUUCAAAUACUCUAUUUUAAUCUAAAUAAUAUUUUAGUGUAAAUAAUAUAUUUUAGUGUAAAUA
Molecule: messenger RNA, 3291 nt
Organism: Corticium candelabrum
Lineage: Eukaryota; Metazoa; Porifera; Homoscleromorpha; Homosclerophorida; Plakinidae
Exons: 24
Coding region: 57-3173 (1038 amino acids)
Cellular component (GO): Golgi apparatus
Molecular function (GO): glycosyltransferase activity; calcium ion binding
Source: RefSeq, a predicted model, not a curated record